AUGUCGACUGCUGCCACCACCGGAGCUAGUAAUUUGUGGAUGUCGUUCAAUUCGUCUGCUCUGCCUAUAGGACAACUAGAAUCUUUGCGAUCCCGAACAAGCCAGAUCAUAGAAUCCAUCCAGUCUCUUCAACGCAUCAUUGAAUCCGGUGGUCAGAAUGUGAUGCCUGCGUGGCCGGACAUCCUUUCGAAAUACAACACUCUGUUGUCGCAAUCCCAUAGCAUCAUGACAGCCCUUCUUGCAGUACACCAGUCUGGCGGAGUACACGGUACUGGGAAUCCGUUCGAGAAGCUCGUGCUUCAUCCUAGUUUGGGCAUGACGGACGCACAGUUCGACAAUGAAUUGAUUCCACUGUUACGGAACCAGCAGACGACGGAUGUGCUUCGGAUGGAAAACGAAGUCGUGCGACACCUGUCCGAACAUAUGGAGACCAAAGGAUCCCUCGGCGUACUCACACAAGCCGGUCGUUCGGAACAGGCGAGGAAGACGGAGUACGAGGACGUACUGCGGGAGUGCGAACAGAUACGUGUCGAGCAUGACCUACGGGUUGAACGUGCGGUUCGUGCAGUGGCAAUGCUUCGGGAGAAGUAUGACUGGAAGGCGCGCGUCGCUGUAGACCAGGAGGAGCCGGAGGAACUCCAGUGGGACCCUCGCCUACUUGGUGAGGAGAUCACGGGUGCCCAAGGGGACGCGGCUCUAGAUGAAAUGAGCGAAGAGGGGGAGAGUGGAGGUACGCCUGAAGGUGCACAAAGCAACGACAGUGACGAAGAAGACGAACUCGAGGAAGUUCUUGGGAACGGUGCUUACCAGACACCGGAAGGUACACCUGGAGGUGCAGGACCUGCGACGCCCAUGGUAGAGUGA
This is a messenger RNA of Sparassis crispa, 864 nucleotides long. RefSeq lists its product with no specific name. Lineage: Eukaryota; Fungi; Basidiomycota; Agaricomycetes; Polyporales; Sparassidaceae. The coding region runs from base 1 to 864 and encodes 287 amino acids. The record is from RefSeq and is a predicted model, not a curated record. The transcript has a single exon.